ACCCUGUACACCGUGCCUGGUGAGCAUGGAAACACACGGAGAAGGAGGAGCAAAGAGGUGGAGAAUGGAGAUCAGCUGUCAGUUGCUCGGCUUGCCCCCUCCUCCAACCACAAGCCACAUUCCCCAAGGCUCAGUAAGUGGCCGGAGACUUCCUUCCCAUUCAUAAGCCAAGCCGGGACAGUCCGUUUCCCCAGCGAGAAGAGAAGGGCCAAGGACCUGGGAGCUCCUCCAGCACCUCCAAAGGAAAGGCGAAGCAGCAAAGCAUAGAAGACUAUCCUACGAGGAGUGAAAAAGGAUUUGAUAACAGCCACCGAAUGCCAAAUAUGGCAUUUUAAAACGCUCCCAGUUCCUGGCUCAUGACCGCCCCACGACACUACUACACCUUACCCCGGACUCUACUCACCCCCCGCUUGUAUUCUGACGGGACGAUGGGCGGCAUUGCCCAAAUCACCCCCUUCCUAUACCUCAGCAAGGGGAGCGUGGCCUCCAACCGGCAGCUGCUCUUGGCACGGGGUAUCACCUGCAUCGUCAACGCCACCGUCGAGGUGCCCAACGCCAACUUCCCCAACUUCGAGUACUACCGGGUGCCCGUGGCCGACAUGCCCAGCGCCCCUAUCUCCAUGUACUUCGACAGCGUGGCUGACAAGAUCCAAAGCGUGGCCCGUAAGCGGGGUGCCACCUUGGUCCACUGUGCGGCCGGCGUGAGUCGGUCGGCCACCCUCUGCAUCGCUUACCUGAUGAAGUACCAAAACGUCAGCCUCCACGAGGCGUACAACUGGGUGAAGUCCCGGCGCCCGGUCAUCAACCCCAACGUGGGCUUCUGGCGGCAGCUCAUCGACUACGAACGGGAGCUCUAUGGGAGGAACAGCGUGAAAAUGGUACAAACGACGUACGGCAUGAUGCCGGAUGUUUACUUGGGAGGGAGGAGAAACUUUAUGCCUCUCUGGGGGAUCUGAAGAGCACCGAAAAAAAGGAACAGAAGAAACAAGGGCGUUCCCAAAACAACAAAGAGUUCCUUAGGGUCAAUUUCAAUUCCUUUUAGAACUCUCAAAGUUGCAAUGUACGUAUUUUAUUAUUUUCCUGACACACUAAACCAGCAGCCCCAUAAUAUUGGGGGGACUUUGUGGGGAUAACUUCACAGGAAGGCCUUCUCGCAAAGAUGGACAGGGUCUGUCCAAAAGUCCACUUCAUGAAGCCAGACUGUUUCAAAUGGUGGAGAAUGUGUGACUCGAAUAUUGUUUGGAAAUGCAGGUGCUUUUUAUUUUAUUUUAUUCUUAUUGAUCAAAAGGCUUCAUUAGAAGAAGACCGGUUGGUCCUUCUUCCCCUCCAAGGAGAGAUCAAUUUGAAAUCAAUUAGUAGCCGACGUCCAAAGGCCGAGAAAUAAAUAUGUAAUUAUAAUCUUAUUUUAAAACACCAGUUUUGACAAUGCACAACUAUCUUUUGUGUGUGUGUUUUAUCAGUUGGCAAAGUGUGUGUUGUUGGGGGGGGGGGGAGAUACUUAAACUAGACAAACUGCCACAA
Anolis sagrei ordinatus is the source of this 1521-nucleotide messenger RNA. It is a transcript of the gene DUSP14, whose product is annotated as dual specificity phosphatase 14. The record is from RefSeq and is a predicted model, not a curated record. Gene Ontology annotation, cellular component: cytoplasm. Gene Ontology annotation, biological process: protein dephosphorylation. Gene Ontology annotation, molecular function: MAP kinase tyrosine/serine/threonine phosphatase activity. NCBI's taxonomy places the organism in Eukaryota, Metazoa, Chordata, Lepidosauria, Squamata, Anolidae.